GAAAAGAGGUCCGACGAAGAGGUUGCAGAGCGAGUUCAGCCUCAUUUGCACGUAGAAGUUCUCAGCCAUCUAUUACAGCCUUACUCGAUAUAGCCUUGCUGCCUGAUACAAUUGCCGCGGUUUAUCCGACGCGCCAAAAUUGUUCGUCGUGAAACAUUGUCGCUUUUGUCUUCGCAUGCCUCUCAUCCUUACCCAGUCUAUACUUCAACAUGAGGCCGGUGUUACGGCAAUCGAGCCUCUUCCAGUGGGGCCACACCCCGCGAACCAGGUCUUGUGUUUUGUUCCGGCAGCGCCGCUUCUUUGCUGCCGUGACGGACGCAGUCAGGCCCUACGAUGUCAUCGUCAUUGGUGGUGGCCAUGCAGGGACAGAAGCCAGUGCCGCCGCUGCCAGAUCAGGCGCUCGCACAGCGCUGGUCACUCCGUCACUGUCCAACCUGGGCGUUUGUUCCUGCAAUCCUAGUUUUGGGGGCAUAGGAAAGGGCACCAUGAUCCGAGAGAUCGAUGCACUAGACGGAGUCGCUGGUCGCAUAAUCGACAAAGCCGGUAUCCAAUUUCGAAUGUUAAAUAUCAAGAAAGGUCCUGCGGUAUGGGGGCCGCGAGCGCAGAUCGACCGAGACCUAUACAAGAAGUAUAUGCGGGAAGAGAUGUUGUCAACACCAAACCUGAGCAUAUUGGAAGGCAAAGUCGCGGAUAUCAUUGUUUCAAGAGAGGGUAUUGAGGCGGGCGACAAGAUAUCGCAAGGACAUAUCACCGGCAUUCGUCUUGAAGAUGGCCAUGUCAUUCCUGCUUCCCAUGUGGUUAUCACUACUGGGACGUUUCUCGGUGGGGAGAUACACAUCGGACUGGAAGCAUAUCCCUCUGGACGAAUGGGGGAGGCUGCUACCUUUGGCCUGAGCAAGUCACUGCGGAGCGCAGGAUUCACAUUGGGACGACUGAAGACCGGGACCCCGCCACGCCUGGAUCGCGACACCAUUGAUUUCAGUGUGUUGCAAGUGCAGCCGGGCGAUUCGCCGCCGGCGCCAUUUUCUUACCUGAACGACACUGUUGAGAUUGGGGAGGCUGGUCAAUUGAACUGCUGGACCACCUAUACCAACGAAGCGUCCCAUGAGAUUAUCCGGGCUAACCUGGACAAGUCGAUUCAUAUUCGAGAAACGGUGAAAGGGCCCCGAUACUGUCCGUCCCUGGAAUCUAAGAUCAUCAAAUUCAAGGACAAACAAAGACAUAUGAUAUGGCUGGAGCCUGAAGGUCUUGAGCCAAACAAAAUCAUCUAUCCUAAUGGUAUCAGCAUGACCGUCCCAGCCGACGCGCAGUACGCCAUGCUCAGAACCGUCAGGGGGCUUGAGAAUGUCAAAAUGCUCCAACCUGGGUACGGUGUCGAAUACGACUAUAUUGACCCACGAAAUCUAUUCCCGACCCUCGAGACAAAGCUCAUAAAAGGGCUUUUCCUCGCUGGACAAAUCAACGGCACCACAGGCUACGAGGAAGCCGCGGCUCAAGGAAUUGUCGCCGGUAUCAAUGCAGGGUUGUCCGCUCAAGGAAAAGGAUCAUUCACUCUUUCCCGCGCUGAAGCAUUCAUCGGCAUCCUCAUCGACGACCUCAUCACAAAAGGUGUGAGUGAACCAUACAGAAUGUUCACUGCACGAAGUGAAUACCGCAUGAGCUGCCGUUCCGACAACGCGGACCUGCGACUGACAGAGAAAGGCCGCAAGGUCGGCGUGGUAAGCGACAGGCGCUGGGCUCAUUUCACGAACAGUCGAGACCAAAUGGUAGAGCUGCAAAGCAAGCUUGAAGAAGUGCGAUACCCAAGCACGGAAUGGGUGAAAAUGGGGUUUCCCUCACGCAUCGACUCCAACCGCCGGAGCGCAUUUGAUAUGCUCCGUGUGACUGGUGUCGACAUGAACACCAUCGCGGACCGCGUCCAAUCUCUCCCGUCAAUCUCUAAUUACUCCAGCAAGAUCAAGAACAGGGUCUCGAUUGAGAGCCUCUAUGCUCCUUACAUCUCCUUCCAACACAAAGCCGCAGAAUCGUUUGCCAGGGACGAAUCGCUCGCUCUACCCGCGGACCUGGACUACGAUUCGGUGUUUGGGCUGAGCAUUGGUGAGAGGGAAGUGUUGAAGCUGGUGCGCCCUGCCAGUGUCGGGAUGGCGAGAAGAGUUGAGGGCGUAACGCCACAUGGGGCGCUGAGGCUGUUGAGGUAUGCGAAGAGAAAUGGGCGUAGCAAGAUGACAGAGGACGAAUUGUUGCCUCGGGAUGGUGGAGCUCAACCUGAAGGAGCUGUACCUGUAUAACAUGAUAUUUGGUGGCAGCACAAUCGAGAUUGAGGGAGGUUGCAUAGCGACGGCGUCUUGACUGCUGGCACGGUGACUUCCAUCUUGCCGGACUUGGAAUGAAUGAUCAAUACUGC
Cladophialophora immunda is the source of this 2404-nucleotide messenger RNA. RefSeq names its product tRNA uridine 5-carboxymethylaminomethyl modification enzyme GidA. The transcript has 2 exons. Gene Ontology annotation, biological process: tRNA wobble uridine modification; tRNA methylation. Gene Ontology annotation, cellular component: cytosol. The record is from RefSeq and is a predicted model, not a curated record. The coding region runs from base 210 to 2288 and encodes 692 amino acids. Lineage: Eukaryota; Fungi; Ascomycota; Eurotiomycetes; Chaetothyriales; Herpotrichiellaceae. Gene Ontology annotation, molecular function: flavin adenine dinucleotide binding.